This is a messenger RNA of Phacochoerus africanus (Common warthog), 1885 nucleotides long. RefSeq names its product histone H2B type 3-B. The record is from RefSeq and is a predicted model, not a curated record. The transcript has a single exon. Bases 279 to 728 code for a protein of 149 amino acids. NCBI's taxonomy places the organism in Eukaryota, Metazoa, Chordata, Mammalia, Artiodactyla, Suidae. Gene Ontology annotation, molecular function: DNA binding; protein heterodimerization activity; structural constituent of chromatin. Gene Ontology annotation, cellular component: nucleosome.
CUCCCUGCUUGCCUCGACCAGACAUCUCUCAGUCAGGCGCGGGUAGAGAAGAAAGUCGAGAAAUAACACCCCAAGUAACGAUGAAGCAAGCCUCAGUGAGCCCUUAUAUAUGGUCUAGAGGUAGGUGAGUCGGAGCCUUCCCAUUGGGUGGUGAUAGAGGCCAAUCAGAAAAGGAACCCGCUAUCCCCUAAUUUGCAUGUGCCUUUUGCUGUGAUGACGUAUGGGGCGCUGGAUCCUAUCAGAAACUAGGAGCUCUUGAUGCUUCAUUUGAAUACAGGAUGUAUAAGUUGAGUGGUUUAGGAGGUUUGGAGCUUUUUGUGUGUUGGUGUGUGCGAAGAUUUGCCAACAUGCCUGAUCCGUCCAAAUCGGCUCCGGCACCCAAGAAGGGUUCUAAGAAGGCUGUUACCAAAGCGCAGAAAAAAGACGGCAAAAAGCGCAAGCGCAGCCGGAAAGAAAGCUAUUCCAUCUACGUGUACAAAGUGUUGAAGCAGGUACAUCCCGACACGGGCAUCUCUUCUAAGGCCAUGGGCAUAAUGAAUUCCUUCGUCAACGACAUCUUUGAGCGCAUCGCCAGCGAGGCUUCCCGCUUGGCGCACUACAACAAGCGCUCUACCAUCACGUCUCGGGAGGUGCAGACAGCUGUGCGUCUGCUGUUGCCUGGCGAACUGGCCAAACACGCCGUGUCUGAAGGUACCAAAGCCGUCACCAAGUACACCAGCUCCAAGUGAGGCGCGCCGAGGCGCCGGGGAACCCAAAGGCUCUUUUCAGAGCCACCCACAAGAUCGAGAAAGGGUUUUGAACACGUGAAGGGUUAUGUAAACGCAUCCUUUUCUGCUCCAUAGCGGUUCUUCUGUUCCUUAAGAGGGCUAGAUCCGUUUAUCUCCCCCACAAACGUGUGAGCCCGUGUGUAUGUGAGCAGAAUGCGAGAAUGCCCCUGCUUCUUACAGUGGUCGGAUAUGGGAACGAAACAGCUGGAUCGUGGGGGAGGUGAUCAAAGAACCGAUGUUGACUCUCGCCUCCGCCCAGGGCUAUUAAUGCUUCACUAAGCAAAGUAGGAACUUUGACCUCAAGUGUGCUUUUGUGUUUUGAGCGUGCCACUUCCAGGGAUUAAGCGCAAGAACCCCACCUAGGUCCAGUCCUUUACUCCCCUGGCGUUCACCUGUGGCUGAGGGGCGCGGGUCAACUCCCAUCUCCCGCCCAAGGGACCUCCGCCAGUUCCCCUCACCUCCGUUUCCCUGAUGGGUGAGUCUGAAGGUGCACUAUAAAGGACCGCUUGAUGAGGCUCUGGGUCUUGUGGCGCAGCUCUGGCGGUGGCGCCUGGCGAUGCAUCCCACCUAAACCAGACAUCUUUGUCCUAAGGCAGUGAACACUUAAAGGAAGAUGUUUGCAUGUCUGGAUCCUUCAAGGGCAGGAUGUUUGAAACCGAAAGAAAAAUGGACGCUUGGUGGAACGCAGCGCCCUGUGCAGGGGAGGCGGAUAUAAUAAGCCGACCCCCUGAUGCAGGUGGCUUUAAUCUUUAUGGGGGACGGGGGCGAGCGGCAAUUUAAGAACAAAAUAACCUUUUCCCCAGCAAAUGUAGCUCUCUCCCACUUCACCUACAUUAUUUUCUGUGAUGUGCUUAAUGAUGCAGAAUUUUCUUUUUUUUUUCUUUGAAUUCAUGGCAUUCAUUUGGCCAAAUGUCAUCUUAGCUCGGGGAUGCUUUGGCGUGAAGAGACUUCACUCUGAGAACAUCGCCUACCUGUUUUCUUGCUUUGGUUCUUAUCAUUUGUAAGAAUGAGAUUCCAAAUAAUCACUUUCCUGAGCUGUUUUUGAGAAUUACAUGUAUUGAAAGAUUAUGUCAUCAUCUCAGGCAAGGGGCAGAGCUCAUUAAAAUGUAACAAUUGUG